Messenger RNA from Cyclocybe aegerita, 1158 nucleotides. The record is from the annotation of a GenBank genome assembly. Lineage: Eukaryota; Fungi; Basidiomycota; Agaricomycetes; Agaricales; Hemipholiotaceae.
AUGGUCGCCACAAAUAGCACGCAUUUUCAUCCUUCCAGAAGGAAAAAAUUGUCGCCAGGUUCGACAAGCGUUCCCAAAGUUCACUGCAGUGUCCUUGGGAAGAUGGUAGCAGAGCAAGGCGACCUCAACGAGCGAAUGGCCGUUGCGCGGCGCGACGCGGAUGGUCUAGUAAAGAAACUCAAAUCCAUAAAAGGGUCGGAAUCAUUGGUCGACACUAGUCUGCGUGCAAUGGCUGCAGACGUUGGUGCCCUACCUCGUAUUGUCAUGCGGCCGCGUCGGGUUCUUAGAGGCCACCUUUCAAAGAUAUACGCUAUGCAGUGGGCUGCAGACGGGAGGCACCUUGUUUCAGCGUCACAAGACGGCAAGCUCAUCGUCUGGGACGCUUAUACGACCAAUAAAGUUCACGCUGUACCCUUGCGGUCAAGUUGGGUGAUGACCUGUGCUUAUUCGCCUUCUGGAGGUUUCAUUGCCUGCGGGGGCCUCGACAACACAUGCUCCAUCUAUAGCUUGAACAACACCGACACCAGCCAGGGAAUGGGUGUUCAAGAACUGAGUGCUCACUCCGGGUAUCUCAGUUGUUGCCGGUUCAUUGAUGAUCGUCAAAUCCUCACUUCGUCCGGCGACAUGAGUUGCAUGUUGUGGGACAUCGAGACGGGGACCAGAGUGGUGGAAUUUAAUGACCACGUUGGAGACGUGAUGAGCCUCUCUCUUGGACCGGACCCCAAUCUAUUCGUGUCUGGUGCCUGUGAUGCAAUGGCAAAGCUCUGCGAUAUCCGAACAGGACGCGCUGUGCAAACCUUCACUGGCCAUGACUCCGAUAUCAAUGCUGUAUGCUUCUUCCCCAACGGGGAUGCGUUCGCAACUGGGUCCAACGACGCAUCGUGUCGCCUCUUCGACAUUCGCGCCGAUCGCGAACUGAACAGCUUCGCGCACGCGAAUCUUUUCUGCGGGAUUACGUCUGUCGCUUUCUCUAUUUCCGGGCGUAUUUUGUUUGGCGGCUAUGACGACUGGACGUGCAAUGCCUGGGAUACACUGAAAGGGGAUCGGGUGGGUGUGCUCACUGGUCAUGAAAACCGUGUCAGUAGCUUGGGGAUCAGUGCCGAUGGGAUGGCGCUUUGUACUGGGAGCUGGGAUAGCAUCCUUAAGGUCUGGGCAUAA